CCUACAACAGUCUCGACAUCCAGCGAAGCAACAACCACUAGCACAGGACCUACAGAUUCUUCCAGCGAAGCAACAACCACUAGCACAGGACCUACAGAUCCUACAACAGUCUCGACAUCCAGCGAAGCAACCACCACUACGGUCUCGACAUCCAGCGAAGCAACCACCACUAGCACAGGACCUACAGAACCUACAACAGUCUCGACAUCCAGCGAAGCAUCCAGCGAAGCAACCACCACUAGCACAGGACCUACAGAUUCUACAACAGUCUCG
Anopheles stephensi (Asian malaria mosquito) is the source of this 273-nucleotide messenger RNA. Its product is annotated as cell wall protein DAN4-like. Lineage: Eukaryota; Metazoa; Arthropoda; Insecta; Diptera; Culicidae. The record is from RefSeq and is a predicted model, not a curated record. The transcript is spliced from 4 exons. The annotation marks the transcript as partial.